This is a messenger RNA of Paralichthys olivaceus (Japanese flounder), 1763 nucleotides long. Its product is annotated as alpha-1-antitrypsin homolog. NCBI's taxonomy places the organism in Eukaryota, Metazoa, Chordata, Actinopteri, Pleuronectiformes, Paralichthyidae. Gene Ontology annotation, molecular function: serine-type endopeptidase inhibitor activity. Gene Ontology annotation, biological process: negative regulation of endopeptidase activity. The record is from RefSeq and is a predicted model, not a curated record.
GUUCUGUUGCAUCAGUGAAGACAGUCCAACCUAAUAUCUCUUAGUACAGCUCUGACGUGAGGCGCUGGCCCUGGUUAAUUUUUGACCAAACUGUCUGCUGACUCUUAUCGGCCUUGUAUAUAAUGGGGAAGUUUCUGGCAAACAGUCUGCAGCACAGAGGACAUUAAAGACAGGCGGUUACGAUGCGUGGUAUCUUUGCUAGUUGUGCUCUCGCAGCACUGCUGCUGGCUGUAACCUGGGCACACCACCACCAUCAUGAACACUCCGACCAUGGUCAUGACAGUGAGGUGAGCUGCCACAAGCUGUCCUCUCCCAACGCCGACUUCAGCUUUGCCCUCUACAAAAGCCUGAACGCCAAGACUGCCGCUGGAAAGAACAUCUUCUACUCACCACUGGGCAUCUCCACCGCCCUGUCCAUGCUGUCCACGGGGGCCCGGGGUGAAACCCACAGGCAGCUCUUCUCCAGCUUGGGCUACAGUGCUUUGGACGAGGCGCAGGUCAACGAGGCAUAUGAGCACCUAUUCCAGAUGCUUGGCCACAGCCAGGCAAAUCAGCGGUUGGACGUCGGCAGUGCUGUUGCAGUGCGCUCUGGCUUCAGUCCUCUGGAGACGUUCUUGAAGAAUGUCAAGCGUUUCUACUCUGGUGAGAUCUUCAACGUCGACUUCACAAAACCCCAAGAGGCUGCAGCUGAGAUCAACAGAGUCAUCGCCAGUAAAACAAAUGACAAGAUCAAGGAUAUGGUGAAGGACCUGGACCCUGAAAUGGCCAUGGUGCUGAUCAACUACGUCUACUUCAGAGGACAGUGGGAGAAACCCUUCAAUGCUAACCUGACACACAAGGCGGACUUCCACGUGGACGAAAAAACAAACGUAAGGGUGGACAUGAUGAAAAGGAUGGGACGCUACGACUUCUAUCAGGACUCCGACAACCACACCACCGUCAUCAUGCUGCCCUACAAGAGCAACACCUCCAUGAUGAUCGUCCUGCCCGAUGAAGGCAAAAUGAAGGAGGUGGAGGCCUACAUCAACAAGGAGUACAUCAGGCACUGGCAUGACCAGCUCUACAGGAACUCUGUGACUCUGUACAUGCCAAAAUUUUCUAUCUCUGCUGAUGCCUCCCUGGUCGACACUCUUAAAGAAUUUGGAGUGACUGAUGCUUUCUCAGACAACGCUGAUCUUUCUCGCAUGUCUGCUGAGGUCCAGCUCAAAGUCUCAAAGGUAUCUCACCAGGCUGUGCUCAGCGUGGAUGAAACCGGAACAGAGGCGGCGGCUGCCACCACCCUUGAAAUCAUGCCCAUGAGUUUGCCCGAAGUCAUGACACUGGACAGGCCCUUCUUGGUCUUCAUCCUGGAGCACUCUACCAGGAGCAUCCUCUUCAUGGGCAAGAUCAGCGAUCCCACAGCCAUGUGAAGAUGCUCGGGAAAUGACCGUUGAUAUUUGUUGCAUUUUUCACAAUGCAGUAAGUUUCAGUUUUACCUCUGCAAUUGAAUGCCCUGUAGAGAUGUUGCAGUGAAAUCAGGAGAAUCGUGGAGAUGAUAGAGAUGUCAUCCAGUUACACAAGUGACACAUUAUCACCAUCUGUCAUCUAAUGCUGGUGAGGUGAACAAUGUCAAAAUACAUCCAUCUUGUAUCCAACUGACUGUUGUAUGACACUGUUAAUAGGAAACGUUAUAGAGAUAUAUCACUUACACAUUGAGUCAUCGUGUCAUUGUGAUAAUGCUGUUUCAACAUGAAGUGAAAUAAAGGCUUGUUAUGAACAACCAA